UCAGGUUUUAUUGUUCUUUCAUGUACAGAAUUGUGAUGUUUAUAUAUUUGAUUCUCUUAUAGGGAUUAUUCGACUGUCAUUAAAGAGAAAGGAAAUUACGGAAAUGAUGUGGCGGACGUUCUUUUGUCUUUAAGGAAUGCUGUUGUAUAUCCGGACGCUGGACUUGAAGUUGUAUAUCCGGACGCUGGAUUUGAAGCAUCACCUCCCAUAGCAUCGUCCUCCUCGACUGUAUACCUACCAAACGGCGAUCGGUUGUCACCAUUAUCACCAGUGUCACACUCUCACUAUGGCCACGUGGAGAUUAACUUUGGAGGAGUCAACCCCCCUCAUAGUGUUAACUCCCCCAACAAUGCUUACACUCAGCUUCAGAUGAUUAGCAAUAACCCCCUCGGCUCCGAAAGCAACAUAUGUUAUGGAGCAGACACCCCCCUUUCCCCACCUAUGGGUACUAGUGGCUGUAACGGUGUUUCACAGCCUGCUCCCCCACAGGGAGGGGCAAUGUUUCCUGCUUCAAUGAGUGUCAAUUUAUCAAUGAAUAUGACUAUGGGGCUUCCAGGAUACGGCGAUCAGCAGUUUCACGCGAGUCCCAUUGGACCAGGUCAGUCUCAAGUCCAAUGGAGUGAUUCUGGAGCGACACCUGGUCACUAUGGAUCUACUCACAUUCAGACGGGUUAUUCGCAGCCAAUCCAAUUGGGUUACGCAUCUCCGUCUCCCGUGUAUAACCCACAACUUACAGCAGGGACAUACACAAUCACAGCCGAAUUACGGCCGGGUGAUAACGUAACCCUUCCGCCAUUGGAAAAAGGAUUCCCAACCAAUAUUUCUCCACUCAAACCCACGAAUGAUUACUUCACACCACCAAAACACGCCGAGUGCACCUAUCAACAUCCCCUGGUCGCGGCGAAGCCUAAAACACGAAUCAUGCCUGUUACUCAACGCUCCACCCAGUUAAUCUCCCAGACAGGAAUCACGGAAGAUAUAUCGUCGUGCACUAAGCCUAACUUGUGUCGAAUCUGUGGCAGAACUUAUGCACGGCCGAGCACUUUGAAAACGCACAUGCGCACACAUUCUGGGGAGCGUCCUUACCAGUGUAAUAUGUGUAACAAGUCUUUCUCCCAGGCAGCUAACCUAACGGCACACAUCCGCACCCACAGUGGUGAAAAACCCUUCCGAUGCUUGAUCUGCGAGCGAAAGUUUUCCCAAAGUUCCUCAGUCACCACGCACAUGCGCACACAUUCCGGUGAAAGGCCGUACAAGUGUUGCAUGUGCAAGAAAGCGUUUUCUGACAGUUCAACCCUAACAAAACACCUUCGAAUUCACAGUGGGGAAAAGCCGUAUCAGUGUAAACUGUGUCUUCUACGAUUCUCUCAGUCCGGAAACCUUAAUCGACACAUGCGGAUUCACGCUGGUUCAAGUUAGGCCUAA
This is a messenger RNA of Limulus polyphemus (Atlantic horseshoe crab), 1425 nucleotides long. Its product is annotated as protein glass-like. The record is from RefSeq and is a predicted model, not a curated record. Lineage: Eukaryota; Metazoa; Arthropoda; Merostomata; Xiphosura; Limulidae. The transcript has a single exon. Bases 370 to 1419 code for a protein of 349 amino acids. Gene Ontology annotation, cellular component: nucleus.